Molecule: messenger RNA, 299 nt
Organism: Cuscuta europaea
Lineage: Eukaryota; Viridiplantae; Streptophyta; Magnoliopsida; Solanales; Convolvulaceae
Source: the annotation of a GenBank genome assembly
ACUACGCAUUGAAAAAUCUGAGAAAGCAAUGAGGAUUGUCUAUUCUUUUGGUAUAUCUCACGAACAUCCAGGCACUUUCAUUCUCACUUAUAUUAGAAGUUCCAACCCACACCAUGAAUAUGUGGGUAUGUAUCCCAAGGGGUUCAAGUUCAGAAAGAGAAUGUUUGAGGAUAUCGACCGUCUUGUGGCAUACUUUCAAAGACAUAUUAAUGAUCCACCAGACUCUGCGCCAUCAAUACGAUCAGUUGCUGCAAUGGUCCCUAUGCGAAGCCCUACCAAUGGCGGUGGCUGGGGUGGUG